AAUGGUGUUUCGUUACCAUUGAAAGAGGAAGUUUAGGCUUGACUAUUAUCAUAAUCUAUAAUUUACCUGUGCAUUGUCAACACAUUAUCAUAGUGUAUUGCAAGUAAAAGCGGCUGCAACUGCCUUCAAGCUUCUUAGUGGGAUAACAACAUAUUUGUCAUGGAGAUGGACAAUUUUAUUUUCAUACUAUGGUUAUGUGUUUGCUCAGCGGCAGCAUCCGGUCAUUUUAGUUUUUAUAAGAUGGAAAAGACAGAAAAGCUAGAAGUUCGAGAAUUUGAAAUGGACCGGAAUCCUUUCACAUCAUUUGGGAAGAGGAAGAUCGUCCAACAACGAGGCAAUAUCACAAAUUGUGGUGAUAAAAAAUAUAAAGUUUCCAUCCAAUGGGAGCCAAAGAUUUUAAAUACACAAGGUGUCGCCACUGUAUACUGGGAUCUUGUAGCUCCAUUUGAUUUUGACAGUGGAAAUGCAGAACUCGAUGCGUGGCUCCCUGGAGUACCGGACACCCCAAUAUUGAACAUAGACCAAAAAGGUACAUGUGGGGACUUAAAGAAGUUAAUACCGAGUAUAAUUUGCCCAAUAAAGAAGAAUGAUGAACUAAACAGUCAGUUCACUUUCCGUGAUUUAAGAAGACUCCCAACAGGAAAGUUCGAUAUCGAGUUAAAGUUAACAAACGACAAAAACGAAGUCUUUCUUUGCGGACGAACCAGCAUAGAACUGAUCCCUUGAACAGAUUUACCAAUUCGAAUUUAUUAGACACUAUACUCAUAUCUGUCAAAUUUUCGAGAUAUUGGUAUAUUCAGCUCUGGCGAUUGAGAUUCUUAUUCAGUUUUUAUUUAUUUAUUUUAUUUUUUAUGAGGGAGUUUCGAAAUAGACGACUAUAAAUAUGGAACUGAAUACACCAAUGGUUAGAAACACAGUAAACACUAUACAUGUUGGCAAUUAUUGUUUAUUGUAUGUUAUAAAUAAAACCAGACCGGUUGCAAAUAUUACAUUUAUAUUAGGUUUGUUCAUAACGAGGCAAAUUGUAUGAUGUUCGAUUGAAAUUUAUAAAGCACUAUGAUUUGAUUUACCUGCUAUGUGUAAAGUUUCCAAUAUUUAUUUACAUUUUGCAUUGCAUGUACAGUUCUAAAUGUCAAAAGAAGACUUUCGUUCUAUAAUACUACAAAAUGUUUACAUCUUCUUGUUUUGGCAAGACUUCCAUUUAAAUCCCCCUUUAUAUAUGUCUAUUCUUUUUCCGUUAUAAAGAGAUGUUCACAGGGUUUUGUUAAUCAAAAUUUUGUUUGUGACUUAUUUGGCAAUAUUUAUAAAACCCCAAUAAUCCUUUGUAAAUGAGCAAUUGGUAUCAUGUUGGCAAAAAAUUCAUGUUAAUAUAUAGGUAGAUAGAAUAAUUUAUGUGAAUAGCGUAAAUAUUUACAAGUAAGAAAAGGUAAAUAAAUACUAGACUCUCGCACGCAUAAAGGGAAAAGCCUAUAAUAAUAUAUCGGCUUUUAACAUAGUAAGGGUAAAAUAAUCAUUUUCUCUUAGCAAUAUCGAACAGCGAUGCGAGUAAUCUGUCUAAAGAAGACAAUUUUUUUGUACGUUGAUAUCAGCAAAUUAAAAGGAAAACAAUGUGUGGUAUGCAUCAGCUUUGACUGCUCUUAAUAUUUUUCAUGUGAAGUCUGUGUCAUUUUGUCGCGAAAUCCUACAUUCCGUCGUCGGCGCCAACAUAUAAGUUUCAGUGUUUUAUUUAAUUUUUGGUUAUCAAUAACUUUGUCAAACCUUUAUGGAAUUUUACGAAACAUGGACAGAAGCUUUUUUUUUAUUUAUUUUAUCAAAUGACAACAUAAAAAGCAAAAUUCAGAAAAUAUGAUUAUUGUAUAUAACGUAAAUUAGUGUACAACAUGACUAAUUUCACAUGUGCAUGUCAUAAUCGGGUUUUAAUUUUACUGGGAAAAAACAGUAUUUUCCAAUGAAUCGAUCAUUAAAUAAUAAGACAUUAAAUGUCUGAAACAAAUUUGGAAAUAUUUUUUAUCUUUUUUUUCCGUAUUUUACUGAUAUAUGUUUGCUUUCUUAGUUAACAUACAGUCUGGGAUUUAAUUUUGUAGACAUCAAUACUGUUUAACUUUCAUGGAUGAUAUGAAACUUGGACAGAAGCUUCUUGAAGAUCAAGAAAUAGCAUUUAAAGAAACAAUUAACAAUUCGAAAUUUGGGGACUUUUUCCGUAAUUCACUGAUAAAAUGGACUUACUGUUUGGGUGAACACAACACUUUUACACUUACAGCAGCAAUCACAAUUGUUCUACGAAACCAUUUAAAGUAUGGAAUGUUUUACUUGUGUAUUGUUUUAUAUGAUUAAAGUAUGAGAACCCAC
Mytilus californianus (California mussel) is the source of this 2349-nucleotide messenger RNA. RefSeq lists its product as uncharacterized. The transcript has 7 exons. The coding region runs from base 160 to 726 and encodes 188 amino acids. NCBI's taxonomy places the organism in Eukaryota, Metazoa, Mollusca, Bivalvia, Mytilida, Mytilidae. The record is from RefSeq and is a predicted model, not a curated record.